Colletotrichum scovillei is the source of this 5477-nucleotide messenger RNA. Its product is annotated as endonuclease/Exonuclease/phosphatase. Bases 1 to 1908 code for a protein of 635 amino acids. The transcript is spliced from 5 exons. NCBI's taxonomy places the organism in Eukaryota, Fungi, Ascomycota, Sordariomycetes, Glomerellales, Glomerellaceae. The record is from RefSeq and is a predicted model, not a curated record. Gene Ontology annotation, molecular function: catalytic activity.
AUGAAGGUCACCUCCCUCUUCCUCUCCGCCGCCGGCGCCGCUUCGGCCUUGACCAUUGCCGAGAUCAACGGCAACAAGUUCCUCUCUCCGUACAAGGACCAGUCCGUGACCAACGUCACUGGUCUCGUUCUCGCAAAGGGACCCGCCGGAAUCUGGAUCCGCUCGACGACGCCCGACGACGAUGCUGCCACCUCCGAGGCUCUGUACGUCUACGGCAGCACCGUUGGCGCGAACUUGACCGUGGGCGACCUCAUCACUUUGGAUGGAAAGAUCCAGGAGUACAGGUCCGCCACGAACUACAUCUACCUCACAGAGCUCAGCUCCCCCAAGAACGUCGUCGUCGUUUCAAAGGGUAACGCGGUCACCCCGCUCGUCAUCGGCGUCGACACCCUGCCCCCGCCGACGGAGCAGUACAGCGGCCUCGAUGGCGGUGACGUCUAUGCCGUCCCCAACGCCGUCGCCAACAUCUCCACCGAGAACCCGGUCCUCAACCCGGCCCUCUACGGCCUCGACUUUUGGGAGUCGCUGAGCGGCGAGCUCGUCACCAUCAAGAGCCCCGUCGGCAUCUCUCGCCCCAACCAGUACGGCGACACCUGGGUCAUUGGCGACUGGCCCGUCACCGGCCGCAAUGCGCACGGCGGCCUCACCAUGUCUGACAAGGACUCCAACCCCGAGGCCAUCAUCAUCGGCUCUCCCCUCGACGGCACAAAGAACCCCGAGUCCAAGAUGGGCGACGAGCUCACCGAGAUCACCGGCAUCGUCACAAACGCCUUUGGCUUCUACCGCAUCCUCCCCCUGACCGGCAUCACAAUCGCAAAAAACGCCACCAACAACGCGCCCGCCACCACCCUCGUCAGCCGCGGCGACUGCAGAGGCAUCACCGUCGGCGACUACAACGUCGAGAACCUCUCCCCGACCGUCGCUCACCUCCCCUCCGUCGCCGCCCACAUCGUGGACUACCUCAAGACCCCCGACCUCGUCUUUGUCCAAGAGAUCCAAGACGACAACGGCGCCACCAACAACGGCGUCGUCUCCUCCAACCUCACCCUCUCCACCUUGACGGCCGCCAUCGAGACCAAGUCCGGCGUCGCGUACGACUGGGUCGUCAUCGACCCCGUCGACGGCAAGGACGGCGGCCAGCCGGGCGGCAACAUCCGCGUCGCGUACCUCUACAAGCCCGACGUCGUCGAGCUCUACAAGCCUAACCCGGGCGGCGCCCUCGACUCCAACGAGGUCCUCGAGGGCCCCGCGCUCAAGUACAACCCGGGCCGCAUCGACCCCACCAACACGGCGUGGGACGCCAGCCGCAAGCCCCUCGUCGCGCAGUGGCGCGCCGUCAACGGGCCCGUCAACAAGACCUUCUUCACUGUCAACGUGCACUUUGCGUCCAAGGGCGGUUCCUCGUCUCUGCACGGCGACCCCCGUCCUCCCGUCAACGGUGUUGUGAACCCGCGUAUCGAGCAGGCCAAGAUCACCGGCUCCUUCAUCGCCGAGAUCCUCGCCCUCGACGCAAACGCCCGCAUCAUCACCGCCGGCGACUUCAACGAAUUCGCCUUCGUCGAGCCCCUGAAAGUCUUCGCCUCCACCUCGGGCCUCGUUGACCUCGACGAGGCCGUCGGCGUCCCCGUCGAGGAGCGCUACACCUACGUCUACGACAUGAACGCGCAGGAGCUGGACCACAUGUUUGUCAGCCCCGCGCUGGCGAACAAGAACGGCACCGCGUACGAGCACAUCCACGUCAACUCGUGGGAGCUGUAUGAUGAUCUUGUUAGCGAUCAUGAUCCUUCUGUUGCGCUGUUUAAUGUUUAUAUGAGAGUAAUACCUAAUGGACCUUGGUUAUGUUCCCAUGUUACUAGUCUCAACGGAAUCGAAACGGAAGCUACAUCAUUGAAGGGCCUUCGAACCUGACGAAAUCUUGCAAACAGUCAGAGGAAUCUCGGGGUUUCUUCUGUCCUGUAUAUGUCUAUCCCCUCUACCAAUCGUCGCACGAAGCUUUUACCCAGUCAAACUAUUCGAAUAUCCUCCCAGGGAACACCUGCCAUUUCUUCGUUAACAGUGGUACGCACGCCGACAAAUCCCCUCUCCAAAGGAAGCAUAUGUGUCUCUGUCUCCCGCACGAGGUCAAGCAGUGGUGCCCAAGCUGAUUUCGCAGCAGCCAGAUAGCCCACUUGCUCCUCCUGACAUCCCUCGGUCUCGCUUCGGAAAAGGUCUACAUCUUCGCUAGCACGAGAGCGGCCAGGCCAGUCGUCCGCCUCAAGGGACCACGCAUGGCACGUUUGGAUGAAUUUGGCUGUCCAGGCUUUUACGAGGACGUUGGGUUCUUGGAGAAAGCCAUGGUCUUCAAGGAAGUCGUUAUCUUUAAGUGGGUCGUUGUCUUCAAGUAGGUCGGUUUCUUGAAAGAAGUCGGUCUCUUGGGGGUAAUCAGGUUCUUCAAGGAAGUCGGUGCCUGGAAUUUGAGGAGACUUAGUUUCAAGAACAAAGGCAUCGCGGCCUGAUAAAUCCAUGGAUGUUGUUCUCAUAUGUCUUUCCGAGUCUUGCAGCCAUGGCACUCUAUUGGCACGGCGCAAAUGCCUGAACUUUCUGCCGAUGGCUGAUUCCGAGUCGCUAGUCGAACCGAUUAUCUCAUCGAAAUUUUGGCUUAAUAUAAUUUCGGUAAACUUUGCUGGGACGAUCGUAGCGUCCCGUUCUUUUAUGUUGACGGAGAUCGUAUCGGCCUUUUCCGUCAUGUCGUCACUCAGGCUGUCGAACACCGAACGGCGCUUUUUCUUCAUGCUGCCGAAGAUCACACCAAACUCCUCACUCAAGUUGUCGGAGUCUUUGUUGUCGGAGCCUUUAGAGCGCUCAAGGUCCUCCCAGAACAAUUUCAUGGCGCUUGCGAAUGCAACUUUGGAAAGCUGUUGCCACGGAGCCCUCUCUCUCCAUUGCGCUCUUUCCCAAGCAAAUCGCGCAAUUGUUCUCAAGCCUGGCACUUCUCUUUUCUUUAAAAACUGCUCCAAUGUCUUCCGAACCUUUGGGUGUUCCAUAUAGGUCUUUGUCGUGGUCCGGAGACAUUGCCCGAGAAAGUGCAGUGGGCCAGAGUCUCCGAUGUCCACCUCGCCUAUAUCCUUCGUUUUUGAGAGGCUCCUCAUCAGUUCCUCAAGCUCCUCCAGAUGGUCAGAAAACGCUACUGAAGCUUCCCAUUCCGGAACAUAGCACUGCUUGGAUUCCUCUCUGAGCUUACGCACGGCUGCUUGAAUCUCUUGGUCGUGAGUUGGCUGCUCUUUAUGUUCCGACAUCGUGAAGGACUCUAAAAAUCGCCCUUUGAACUCUUCCAAUUUCCAAUGAUUCUUUAUAUUAUGGCAAACAGCCUUAACCGUGCCCCAAGUCAUGUCAAGAGACCAGAGCCUUCCAUCGCUUUCUGUUCCAAGCAGGUGUAGCCAUGUUGAGAAAAGCAGGAUGGCUUUGCGAUCGAUCAAAUCGAGAUACGCGGUUGAGCUAUGGAACUUGGGCUCUCUUACAAUGGCAACGUGACGAUAAGCUUUGGUAGCUUUCAAUGUUGGUCGAAGUACCAGCAAAAACGAAUCAAGUCCUUUGAUUUGAACAAGUUUGUCUUUUGACUUGGCCCAGACUGGCAAGGCUUCCUGUGUCGUUCCGGGUCUAUGGUAUACUUCGCCAAGGAUUCCUGGAGGACCAUCGUUGCAUCGAUGGUCGAGGAAACAGCUUGAGAGAUGGGAUACCGGGCGACCCUUGACGACCAAAGCACCAUCGCGGUAGAUUUGAGGCAUGAUCGAAUAGUUCCCUGAUCCCCAUUCAAGACGGGCUGUCAGAUUUGUCUUAGGUAGAAGUGGCCUCAUGAGAUUUAAGGCGGUUCCCGAAGACCAGUCAACAGCCCACGAGGGGUAGGAAUCUGAUAAUUCUGGCUGCAGUGCUGCAAAGAUCGGCAACAUGAAAGCAGGACUUUGAAAAAAUAGAUAAGCAGUGAAACCACUAAACACUUGCUCCUUGCUGAGCGAGUAGUCUGCAUCCAGUUGAGCUUGUUUCGCGUCUUGUAAGAGGCCAAACAAGGCAAAAAGCUUGUCCCGGGGGUCUGUAGCCUCACAUAAGGCUGUGGCGUGCAGUAGACUUGGGAGUUCUUCCGAAUCCAUCAAGUUCCCCUUCGGGAGCAUUUGAAGCCAGUUAAUAUUUCGAUCGCAGUAUUUGACGUCCCUUCGCUGGAGAAAGUCUUGCCAUCGGUCGCCGCGUGUCCCAAAUAGAACCCAACAAUCUUGCGCUGCAGCUAUCUCUUGGAUCACCCAUACUCUCUUAAAGUAUUGCUGUUGCGUGAGAUCUUUGUGCGCAGGCAACGAUCUCUUGUAAUAUGUGUUCCAUUUAUCGAAAUUCCACGGGGAUGAGCUGGUGGAGUUCAGGUCUUCUUCGUCUUCCCCUAAGUAGAUCAAAACCCUAGAAGCAGUUGCGUAAAUGUUUUGCAUAAUGCCAACUUGAUGGGACCUUUCGCCCACAUCGUUCUGGUUUAUGCAAAUGGCGUCGACCCAAAGUCGUCUACUGCGGUAGGAAUAUCGUAAACGGCGAAGAGCAUUGAGGCAGUUUUUGGUAACCAGCAGGAUAUCCCAUCGCUCCCCAACGUAAACCUUCUCGCACCUUGAAGAGUCAUUCUUUUCAUCUGCCCAUGUAUAUGAUAGAGCUUCGUACUCCGGUUUGAUGGUCAAAUCUGCGACUUGAAGCUCGACUCUGACUGGGUCGUUGUAAUUGCCUUUGAGUAACUUCAGAAGUCGGAUUUUCCGUGCAAAUAAAGGCUCAUAUGGCGCCUCAACCAAGAUAGAAGAGUUCGUCGCAGGCUCGUGGUUACUUGUGGUGGGCUGACCAACAAGUGGCGUGACAUUUCCGCGUACAUCUUUCGAUUCCGCUAUCGUUUUUUCCGGUAGAUUAGAGACUACUGAGGGAUCGUCUACAAAAGGUAAUGAAAGUGGCCACCUUAGCUCAAAUCUUGUUGUCGGAGCCGGUACCAAUGGCGCUUGGUGGUGUUGAGCCUCCGCAAGGCCUUCCGAUGUAGCGAUGCAUCCACAGCUGCUACAUGUCGGCACACCCAGGCCUGCACUGAACUCGACGUCGGGUUUCCGGCAUGUCUCGUGCCAAUUGAAUGUGGACAUCGCUUGCUCUCGUUCGAAGUACUGACGAUACCGCGUGGUGAUUCUAGAACGUAAAGAGGUAGCAAAAGAUGUGAGCGUUCCCAAAAGGCCGAGCAAGAGCAAGUAAGGCAUCGAAUCAAGUAGUACAUCAACAGCGGGGUAUGGAGUAUUUAGCAGCCUGACUGACAGUCCAAAUUUGCUAUGAAUUUUGGAACCCGACAUCUGCAAGUCUCAUUGGCUUGAGAGACUAUGCAUAUCUAGACGGUGGCGCAGGGACUGCGCCAACAAUAGAUUUCAGGUCGGUGUGCGCAAGGCUUCACCCACGGAUUAGGUUGAAGACAAGGCAGAUUCGAAGUCUCGGUGCAAGAAAAC